UUAUUGAAAACUGAACAUUGCCCGCAUGUUUAAAUGUCGAUUAAAACUGAUGGAAUAAAUGGCUAUUAAAGAUAAUUUCUGGUGUCGACUAUGUUCACACAUAGCUACAAUGUGGACAUACCAGUAUGGACGUUUGUACCUAAAUGUCUAAAUGCUUAUAAAAAUUUCGUCAACAUUUUUUUUUUUUUUAUUAAAAUGUGAAUACUGAAUAUGCCUCAAAUUAAAACUUUUGAAUAUUUUAUAAACUAUCAUUUUUAAUAUACACAUAACGUUUUUACAAGCAGUAAAUCAAACCAUUUAAAAAAGACUAAAAAUUAUGAAAAUUAUUUAUAUUUUUAUUCAUUACUUUAUUAAGUGAUAAUACUUAAUUUAAAUGUCAAACUCAAACCAAUCAGUGGGAUUCGAGCCAUGGCUAAAAGAAAACCCAAAAAUUAUGUACGCUGCAGCGUUCAUGACGUUGCUUAUUAUGUGUAUUGGAAUUAUAGGGAAUAGUUUAACUAUAUUAGUAAUACUAAAAAGUUCACGAAUUCGAAAUAUAGCUUCAACAUUUAUCAUCAGCUUAGGUGCAGCUGAUUUGUUAUUUUGCAUAGCUGUAUUACCAUUUAAUGCUUCAAGAUUUUUAAAUAUUAAUUGGGUACAAUACCAAGAACUUUGUUCAAUUGUACCAUUUUUACAAUACGGAAAUAUUGGAGUAUCGUUGCUAUUUAUUACUAUGAUCACUAUAAAUAGGUAUAUAAUGAUCGUUCAUUCAAGCUUAUAUAGUAUAGUAUAUCGUCCAAUAUGGAUAACUUCUAUGAUAAUACUUUGUCUAAUUAUUUCAUUUGGCAUGCUGGUACCUACCCUUUUAAGUAAAUGGGGCAAAUUUGAAUAUGAUCCAAAGUUGGGUACGUGUUCAAUAGUAUCUGAUGAAUUUGGUCAAUCUUCGAAAUCUGCUCUUUUGGUUACUGGGUUCAUCAUACCAUGUAUUGUAAUUGUUUGCUGUUACACUGGUAUAUUUUUGGUUGUUCGUAAUUCAGAAACACGAAUGCGAAGGCAUCAAAUAUCCACCCAAAGUGAUCCAACAGCAACUCAUAUGCAGUCUAUAAGAAGAAAACUUAGUGAAUGGAGGAUAACUAAAAUGGUUUUGGCUAUAUUUUUAUCUUUUGUACUUUGCUAUUUGCCAAUUACAAUCACAAAAACCUUAGAUCCAAAUGUCCAAUACCCAGCUCUUCUCUUGAUUGCAUAUAUUAUGAUUUACGCAUCAGCGUGCUUUAAUCCAAUUAUAUACGUCAUAAUGAAUAAACAGUAUAGAAAAGCAUUUAAAUCAGUUCUAAAUUGUGGAUGUUGUGAAAAAGCUACAAAACGAGUACCUGUUUUGAGAUCCAUAUCGAAACGUCUACAACCACACGGAGUUCAAGAAGAUCGUGGAUUUGGAACAACUGUAUCACAUGUGUCAUCGAUUGCUUUAGAAACAUUGGAUCAUAAUAACAAGAUUUCGCUUAUAGCAUAAUUUAAUACAAUUAAUUAUUAUUAAUUUUUAUUAAAAAGAUUUUUUUUAUUUUA
Messenger RNA from Rhopalosiphum padi (bird cherry-oat aphid), 1542 nucleotides. Its product is annotated as G-protein coupled receptor moody-like. Lineage: Eukaryota; Metazoa; Arthropoda; Insecta; Hemiptera; Aphididae. Gene Ontology annotation, biological process: G protein-coupled receptor signaling pathway. The transcript has 10 exons. Gene Ontology annotation, cellular component: membrane. Gene Ontology annotation, molecular function: G protein-coupled receptor activity. Bases 374 to 1489 code for a protein of 371 amino acids. The record is from RefSeq and is a predicted model, not a curated record.